This is a messenger RNA of Annulohypoxylon truncatum, 1948 nucleotides long. RefSeq names its product DUF1776-domain-containing protein. The transcript is spliced from 3 exons. The coding region runs from base 212 to 1702 and encodes 496 amino acids. NCBI's taxonomy places the organism in Eukaryota, Fungi, Ascomycota, Sordariomycetes, Xylariales, Hypoxylaceae. The record is from RefSeq and is a predicted model, not a curated record.
CCGGAAUCGAUAGGUAAUCGAUAAUAGCCCCAUUAGGAUAAGGUUAUCUUUGAACCUUUUACUUUACCAUCCCACUUCACCGAUUUUCCACCAGCCCACGUCUUGCCGGUCUACCGUCCGUACCUACCAUACUUCACCAACCACCCAACUAGUCGGCUAACAUAUCUGAAUCCAAACUUUGAGAAAGCAUCUAAAUAGCUGAUAUUCGGUCAUGUCUGCCGACGACCAACAGUUCCUGGACUUGCUCUCGUCCAUCCCCAACCAGAUCCGACGAUACUCUGGGGAUGUUGCUGAAUAUAUCGACAAGACUGUAGACAAAGUUGCGGACGAAAUAAGGGAUACGCUAUCGACAGCUUCCUGGGUGCCCGAUUAUGCGCGACCAUCACUUCCGAGCCGCCCACCUCCGGUCGAGGUUGUGCCGGUCACUGCGUACGAGCGAUUCCAGGAUUGGAUUUCCCGCCACAAACUCCUUACUACUGUAUUAGUGGUAGCUGCUGGAUAUGCGACAUAUAAAACGGUCCGAAUCACCAAAGGAAUGCACAAGCACCGCCGAGCAAAGAGAGCUCGAAAUGGUGGAAGACUAGAGGUUGUGGUUAUUGCCGGAUCACCAACCCUACCACUAACCAAGUCGUUGUCGUUGGAUUUGGAGAGACGAGGAUUUAUUGUGUACAUUGUCUGCAAUACGGCCGAAGACGAAGUAGCUGUGCAGAACCUCUCGCGACCGGACAUUAGACCGUUGGGCAUCGAUAUAACUGAUCCUCCAAAUGCUGGCCAGUCUAUCGAGAAAUUUGCAGCCUAUCUACAAGCCUCACAUGCCGCAGUCCCACGAGCGAGACCGAACUUCCUAGUUCUGAAAGCGGUUAUUCUGAUCCCCUCACUCAACUACCAGACCUCGCCUAUCGCCACGAUCCCUCCCUCGAGCUUUGCCGAUCUAUUCAACACCCAUCUCCUACAUCCCAUACUUACCAUUCAGUCCUUCCUACCACUGCUCACUAGCAGAAUAACACCUACCGGCGAGAAGUCCGCGACGCCUAAAGUGCUCGUCUUCACACCAUCUAUCAUCUCCUCGAUCAAUCCACCGUUCCAUGCUCCCGAGGCUACGGUGUGCUCUGCUUUGUCCGCUUUCACAGAAGUGUUAACGGCCGAACUACGCCCUCUUGCCAUUCCCGUGACACACGUCCAGCUUGGUACCUUCGACUUCCAGGGCUUCACACCAGUCCGUACUAACGGAGCUGCGGGUGUGCCUGGCCUACUCCCGCCUGCGGAGCCGUUGCAAUGGCCCGAGAGCGCAAGACAUGCCUAUGGCCGUAACUAUGUGACCCAGUCCGCUUCAGCCAUCUCGGCAGGUCGUAUCAGAGGGCUACGCGGUAGUUCUCUGAGGGAGCUACACAAUGCCGUAUUUGAUGUGAUCGACGGAUCUGAACUCAGCGACGUGGUACGUGUUGGUUUGGGUGCAGGUCUAUAUGGCUUUGUGGGGCGAUGGGCUCCGAGAGGCUUGGUUGCGUGGAUGAUGGGGAUAAGGAAGGUCGACGAACUGAGCUCGUGGGAGGCUGGCGAAAUUCUCAAGAGUGAUGCUAGCGGAAGUGACAGCAAAAGUGAGAAGAGUGGAAGUGGCAGCAGCGAAAAUGGCGAGGCUAGCGCAAGCGAAUUUAUCGCUGUAGCUAGGGAUGACGACGGACACAAUGUCUGGAAACUGGGUUGAACUGAACUGGCUUGUCUCUCAAGGAUUAGGGAUGAGGUUAUGAUCCACCUCCGGGGAUGGACGGCGUUAUUAUGAUGGUCUGAUCUGGGUUGACUAAUGGGUUACGAGACCUGUAUAUAUGAUUUGAUGACUUGAACCGAUUCCUUUCCCUACCUGAACAAAUUUGUAUGAAAAUUCGACAUCUCGCUACCCUCAAGGAUGGGUGCAGGAUAGUAAGGCCACAUGAAUAGAAUAUUUGCACAUUUA